This is a messenger RNA of Cylindrotheca closterium, 1212 nucleotides long. Lineage: Eukaryota; Bacillariophyta; Bacillariophyceae; Bacillariales; Bacillariaceae. The record is from the annotation of a GenBank genome assembly.
AUGACAGUUCCGUUCGACCCGCCAAAGUUGUUGACAGCGAGACGACACAUUGGGUUCGUCGAUGUUCCAAAUGAUCUUGUUGACAAACCAAUAGAGGUUCCAGCAGCCCUCAACGGGUCCUUGGAAAGAGUGACUUCGGAUAAUAGCACAGUUCCAAGCCCAAUCGCAUUGAAACGGUCGCAAACCAUGACGGGAAGCAUCAUCGUGAUUGAAGACAAUGAAGGUGACAAACCGAAUCAAGCCUUCUGGUUGGCAAGAAAAAUUGAGAAGAACGUGCAUGGCGUCACAAGAGUUGGUUACAAGCUUCGUCGAAACACUCGUGAGGAACUGAAGAACAGCAAUGGAACAUGGGAGUUGGAUAUUGACGAGUCCUGCGUGCAUCCCCUUGUGACGAUAAAAAUUGUACAUACCAAAAUUUUGGACGACAGCAACUCGUCCGAAAACGACAUGAUGAGUUUCUUGCAAAUGAUCGGGAACGAAAACUCGAAAGAUACACAUGUGGAUGGAACCAGCAUUGUGGCGACCUGCGCGGAUCAUAUAUACAUUGUUCUGCCGUAUCAUCGAGAUGGAUGUUUGGGUGCUUAUUGUCGUUUGCACGGUAAUCUUGAUGAGCCGGUGGCCAGAUUCUUGUUUUGUCAAGUUUUGCAGGGUAUGAAAACGCUGCAGAAUCACGGACUAUGCCAUCGUGACUUAUCACUUGAUGCAGUUUCUUUGGAUGGGGACCAUGUGAGCAUCACUGAAUCUAGAUUUCCUGUUCGCUGCAAAACGGCAGCCAGCGGCGAUAGUCGUCAAACUCCGCCAACACCAGCAGGAUCGCGAGUACAAUACAUCGCGCCAGAAUAUUUUCGGGGAGAUGAAGGUGCCUGGAAUGGAUAUGCUGCGGAUCUAUGGGCAUGUGGGCUGAUUCUGUAUAGCAUGGUCAUCGGGGCCGAUGCUCUCUUCUUGGCGCCAGUGGACGAUGACCGCACCUUUGUCAAACUCUGUUUGAAAGGACAAAUCCGGUCACUUGCAUCAACAUACGGCGAACUGAUUGGGGAAACAAUUGAGCUAAGUGACGAUUUGGUGGAUCUACUACAGAAGAUGCUAAAAGUGGACCCAAAGGACAGACUAUCACUCUCCAACAUUGUGGAGCACCCUUGGGUGGCGAAUGGGGAAUUCAUGACACCAAGCGAAUGGGAGGCUGAAAAGAAGGAAGAGAAGAGUCAUAAUUGA